This is a messenger RNA of Iphiclides podalirius (scarce swallowtail), 417 nucleotides long. NCBI's taxonomy places the organism in Eukaryota, Metazoa, Arthropoda, Insecta, Lepidoptera, Papilionidae. The record is from the annotation of a GenBank genome assembly.
AUGUAUGACAAAAAUCUGACACAGGUUCGCAGAAGAGCUGCGGUCUACAUUCACGAUAUCGCUUUGCGCAAUGAAACCAAGUUUGAGGACAUCAUAGUCUCCAUAGUGAGGUACCUCAAGGACUACGAGAACGAGUACUCCGACUGUAUGAAACAUCUGAACGACAACGAUACCCAGAAGAAGACUUGGACGUUCUGGAAUUCGAUGUUCUACGCUGGAACUAUCUUCACAACGAUAGAGGGAGAAGAGUCGCCCGGUCCAAGGGAAGGUGAUAUAGUAGAAGGCCCCGUGUUGUCGCCUCGCUCAGAGCCGGACGAUGAGUUUCAUGAAGCAGAAGCAGAUUUAAAUAAUGAUCGAGUCGAAGGCACUCGAAAUAGAUUGCGCCCCCUCCCCAGGGUCGAUUAUAAACGUUUUUUU